Messenger RNA from Ascoidea rubescens DSM 1968, 777 nucleotides. RefSeq names its product ESCRT-I subunit protein VPS28 (gene VPS28). The transcript has 3 exons. NCBI's taxonomy places the organism in Eukaryota, Fungi, Ascomycota, Saccharomycetes, Ascoideales, Ascoideaceae. The record is from RefSeq and is a predicted model, not a curated record. Gene Ontology annotation, cellular component: ESCRT I complex. Gene Ontology annotation, molecular function: protein-containing complex binding. Gene Ontology annotation, biological process: protein transport to vacuole involved in ubiquitin-dependent protein catabolic process via the multivesicular body sorting pathway. The coding region runs from base 1 to 777 and encodes 258 amino acids.
AUGAACAACGAUUAUCUUCCCUAUGCUCCUAUUUCAAAUAUACAAAAUCCAACCUACAACUUGUUGAGAUCCAAUCAGAAGUUGUCUUCAAUCAACUUGGAUCAAGAGGUCUCCUUGUAUUCAACUAAUAGUUAUAACACCAAAGAAAGAGAAAUCUAUGAAAAUUUGGCAGAGAUUUAUUCAAUUUUAACAACUUUGGAAUACAUAGAAAAGUCGUAUUUGAAAGACAAUCUAAAACAUGAAUUGUAUACUUCAACCGUAAAGAGAUUGAUUAACCAAUAUAAUGCGUUGAUAAAUAACGAUGAAAUCUCCGAUCAGUUUAUAAACUUGCAAUACUUUAAGAAAAAAUAUAAAAUUGAUUGUCCAUUGGCUACUAAAAGAUUGGAGAUUGGUGAAAGUUCUAGUUCUAAUAACAAUAACAAUAAUAACAAUGCUAACAAUAAUAAUAAUAAAAAUCAAAUAUCUUCAAGAGCAGUCGCUGAAGCUACAGGAAAUUUUAUAACAUGUAUGGAUGCAUUGAAAUUGAACUAUAAAGCCAAAGAUCAAUUAUAUCCAUUAUUAUCUGAUUUGAUAACCUCAAUAAAUAAUAGCGAUGAAAAUAAUAACAAACAAAGUGGAAAACACAAAUUAGAUUUUGAAGGUAGAGGCAAGUUGGUUGAAUGGUUAAUUAAAUUGAAUCAUAUGAAAGUUAAUGAUGAAUUGAGUGAAGAUGAAGUAAGGCAAUUGUUGUUUGAUUUGGAUACAGCGUAUAAGCAUUUUUAUACUUCAUUAGAAUGA